Labrus mixtus (cuckoo wrasse) is the source of this 1546-nucleotide messenger RNA. RefSeq names its product actin-related protein 3. Bases 147 to 1403 code for a protein of 418 amino acids. The transcript is spliced from 12 exons. Gene Ontology annotation, molecular function: actin filament binding. The record is from RefSeq and is a predicted model, not a curated record. Gene Ontology annotation, biological process: Arp2/3 complex-mediated actin nucleation. NCBI's taxonomy places the organism in Eukaryota, Metazoa, Chordata, Actinopteri, Labriformes, Labridae. Gene Ontology annotation, cellular component: actin cortical patch; Arp2/3 protein complex.
CUUCUCAAACCCGGAAGCGUUUUCCUCUAUCGGCCGAGACUACUAUUCGCUCCGGCUGCUACGAGUUCAAUCAGUUACUUUUUGGGUACCUGCUCGUAUCGGGCGCCUGAUAUAUUCCCUUUUAGACAGAUUAAAGGAGAGCGAGCAUGGCUGGUCGGCUACCGGCUUGUGUUGUUGACUGUGGCACGGGGUACACAAAGCUGGGUUAUGCAGGAAACACUGAGCCACAGUUCAUCAUCCCUUCAUGUAUCGCCAUCAAAGAAUCGGCGAAGGUGGGAGACCAGGCCCAGCGCAGGAUGAUGAGGGGCGUUGACGACCUGGACUUUUUCAUCGGGGACGAAGCCAUCGACAAACCGUCGUAUUCAACAAAAUGGCCGAUCCGUCACGGGAUUGUGGAGGACUGGGACCUGAUGGAGAGAUUCAUGGAGCAGAUCAUCUUCAAGUAUCUGCGGGCAGAACCUGAAGACCAUUACUUUCUUCUGACGGAGCCUCCUCUCAACACACCGGAGAACAGGGAGUACACGGCUGAGAUCAUGUUCGAGUCCUUCAACGUCCCCGGACUCUACAUCGCUGUUCAGGCUGUCCUGGCGCUGGCUGCAUCCUGGACGUCCCGACAAGUUGGAGAGCGGACGCUGACGGGGACUGUGAUCGACAGCGGAGACGGAGUGACGCACGUCAUCCCUGUGGCUGAAGGGUACGUCAUCGGCAGCUGCAUCAAGCACAUCCCCAUCGCCGGUCGGGACAUCACGUACUUCACCCAACAGCUGCUGAGGGAGCGAGAGGUGGGGAUUCCUCCGGAGCAGUCCCUGGAGACGGCUAAAGCUGUCAAGGAGCGUUUCAGCUACGUCUGUCCCGACCUUGUGAAAGAGUUCAACAAGUACGACACAGACGGCUCCAAGUGGAUCAAGCAGUACACGGGCAUCAACGCCAUCAGCAAGAAGGAGUUCACCAUCGACGUGGGCUAUGAGCGCUUCCUGGGGCCGGAGAUCUUCUUCCACCCUGAGUUUGCCAACCCCGACUUCACCCAGCCGAUCUCAGAGGUGGUGGACGAGGUCAUCCAGAACUGCCCCAUCGAUGUCAGACGUCCGCUGUACAAGAACGUCGUGCUCUCCGGAGGCUCCACCAUGUUCAGGGACUUCGGCAGACGCCUGCAGAGAGACCUGAAGAGGACGGUGGACGCCCGGCUGAAAAUGAGCGAAGAGCUGAGCGGAGGCAAACUGAAGCCUAAGCCCAUCGACGUGCAGGUCAUCACUCACCACAUGCAGAGGUACGCUGUCUGGUUCGGAGGGUCGAUGCUGGCAUCUACACCUGAGUUCUACCAAGUGUGCCACACCAAGAAAGACUACGAGGAGAUCGGCCCGAGCAUCUGUCGCCACAACCCCGUCUUCGGAGUUAUGUCUUAGGGGGUGCUGUCCGAGGCGUGGCGAGACCUCACAAUGCUGUGGAAGUCCCAUGAGCCUUUGCACGGAUGCUCCUGUCACACUCGUCAUUCGAAAAAUAGAGCGACAGCGGACCAAACAAACUGCCAAAAAAAAAAAAAGAAGAA